Trichosurus vulpecula (common brushtail) is the source of this 2888-nucleotide messenger RNA. Its product is annotated as dol-P-Glc:Glc(2)Man(9)GlcNAc(2)-PP-Dol alpha-1,2-glucosyltransferase-like. Gene Ontology annotation, biological process: protein N-linked glycosylation; dolichol-linked oligosaccharide biosynthetic process. Bases 329 to 1741 code for a protein of 470 amino acids. The transcript is spliced from 3 exons. Gene Ontology annotation, cellular component: endoplasmic reticulum. Gene Ontology annotation, molecular function: dolichyl pyrophosphate Glc2Man9GlcNAc2 alpha-1,2-glucosyltransferase activity. The record is from RefSeq and is a predicted model, not a curated record. NCBI's taxonomy places the organism in Eukaryota, Metazoa, Chordata, Mammalia, Diprotodontia, Phalangeridae.
CUCUCCCUUGAGGGGGCCGCCAAGUCCGGCUCCACUCGCCCACCAGAGGCCCCUCCCAGCUGUCAUAGCAGCUGAAGAGCAGUAAAAGUUCCCUGGUCCGUCUUUCAAAUAUUGUCGCCCGGAAACAGCUUCCCUCGGCGCUACUUCCCGCGUUCCGCUCCCUUCUGUAAACUGGUCUCUACGCGAAAGGCUCUCUUGCUUUCUGUUCUUGCGAGCUUUCCGACCAUCUGCGCAUGCAGAGCUCGGGUUUCUGGUCUGUCAACCUAAGACAAGGACUUCCGGCCUGAAAAUUGGAAUUGGCUUUGAGGUGGUUGACGUUAGGCUGAAGAUGGAAGAGCUUGAAGGUUACUAUUUCUCGGCAGCCCUAAGCUGCACUUUCUUGGUCUCUUGCUUCCUGUUCUCCCUCAUAAACAGGGCGCUCCGAGAGCCCUACAUGGACGAGAUUUUCCAUUUACCACAGGCCCAGCGGUUCUGUUGGGGCUCCUUCCAGUGGGAUCCCAUGAUCACUACACUACCUGGUUUAUACCUGGUAUCUGUUGGAAUUGUAAAACCUGCCACUUGGAUCAUUGGAUGGUCUCAACAUGUAGUCUGCUCCAUGGGAAUGCUCAGAUUUGUUAAUCUGCUCUUCAGUGUUGGCAACUUCUAUUUACUCUAUUUACUUUUUUGCAAGUUACAACAGAGGAAUAAGGCUGUCUCAGGUAUCCAGAGAAUUUUGUCAGCUUUAACAGUGGCAGUUUUUCCUACGCUCUAUUUUUUUAACUUCCUCUAUUAUACAGACACAGGAUCAAUGUUUUUCAUUCUUUUUGCCUAUUUGAUGUGCCUUUAUGGUAAUCAUAAAACUUCAGCUCUACUUGGAUUUUGUGGCUUCAUGUUUCGCCAGACAAAUAUUGUUUGGACGCUUUUCUGUGCAGGAAAUAUUAUUUCAGAAAAGUUAACAGAGGCUUGGAAGAUUGAGCUACAAAAGAAGGAAGCUAAACUUUCAUCCAUCAAAGGACCACUUUCAGCAUGUAAGAAGAUACUGUGCUUUCUUUUUGAUUAUGCCAUGUCAUUUAGGAACUUGACUAUGCUUAUUGUUUCAACAUGGCCUUAUAUCAUUUUAAUAAUUAUAUUUAUUGCUUUUGUAAUUUUAAAUGGUGGAAUAGUUGUUGGUGAUAAGAGUAACCAUGAAGCCUGUAUGAAUUUUCCUCAGCUGUUCUACUUUUUUUCUUUUACUCUGUUUUUUUCCUUCCCUCAUCUGCUGUCCCCUGCAAAAAUUAAAACUUUUCUUCACUCAGCAUGGAGAAACUGGGGGCAGUUUGUUGUACUUACAACUGUCUCCUUAUUUUUAGUCUGGAAAUUCACUUAUGUUCAUAAGUAUUUGCUUGCAGACAACAGACAUUAUACAUUCUAUGUAUGGAAAAGAAUCUUCCAGAGGCAUGACUUUGUAAAAUACUUACUAGUUCCAUGCUAUUUGUUCGCUGGUUGGAGUAUUGCUGAUUCAUUGAAAUCCAAAUCCAUUUUCUGGAACAUUAUGUUUUUCAUAUGCUUAUUUACAGUCACAGUUCCUCAAAAACUUCUUGAGUUUCGUUACUUUAUAUUGCCUUAUAUCAUCUAUAGGCUUAACCUUCCUAUGCCAUCCCUGCCCAAGCUCCUUUGUGAACUGGGUUUUUAUAUGAUUAUUAAUUUUGUAACAUUUUAUCUCUUCCUGAACAAGACAUUUCGAUGGCCAAAUAAUGAUAGUAUUCAAAGGUUUAUGUGGUGACCAAAUGAAUAUCCUGCUUCAUGUAAGCAAAUUUAUAUUUGGAACUUUUCCCCAGUGAUGACUGGACUUUGUUUAAUAGCAAGCCAAUUGAUGUUAAUGUAGUUGGAAGCAAUUAGAAAAUCUAAUUUGCUCCACUUGAUGAAAUAUUGAAUUAAUGCAAGUGUUUAAAGCCCUUUUAUUUACAUUAAUGAAUCAAGAAUGUCCAAAAAUUAUGAAAAAGAAUAGAAAAUAAGAAAUGUUUAUAUUUACUUUGACAUAUCUUAGAAAAAAAAACACCUUUCCUAACCAUUAAAAAGACUUAGAAACUUCUCAUAUAUACACUUAAGAAGGAUGAUUAUACCUAAGUGGUCCCAACAGUUGCUUUAUUUUUACAUCCACUAAAAUAGUAAAAGAAAAGAAACCAGAUAUUAGUGUGUGAUUAGACUGUGGAUAGCUUCAGAGGCUUCAGAUAUUUCAGUGUACAGUCAGUGUUAUCCCUGUAGAGAAUUAUAUUAAUUUAGAGAGGUUGGAAAUUAUGUCAAUUUAGGAAUGUUUAAGAAUCAGAUCAUUAUUUAGAGUUUAAUAUAUAUUGAUAGUACAGAUCUUUAACAUAUUCUCAUUUUGAAAAUAAAUGUCAUGACUAAAUUGCAUUGAAUAACGCUUAUUCAAAAGGGGAUGGGAUCAUUGAGAUGCAUUACCAAAGAAGUAUUGGAAUAAAAAAAAGUCUUAAAACCAAUCUCUUUAUAAGACUUUUUAAAAGUACAACAGUUUACUUUCUUGAAUCAUUUAAUUGCAGCUCCCCUAGAUAAAGAAAGAUAUAGACAAGAUGACUUUUUGAGGUUCUUUUGAUUUGGUGAUUAUAUAUUAUAGUAGGAACUUAUAAAGCUCAGUUUUAACUAAUUUAGUUUCUUGUGGGUUUUUUGAUGCAAUGUAUAAAUCCUUUUGCAUUAUUCUUUUAAACCAUUUUCACAUUUUCCAAAAUGAUUUGUGAGUUUUGUUGCAUGGAGAAAUGGCUGUUUUUUUUUUUUAUAACUUGUAUUAUCUUCCUAUGAGAGAGUCUUUUCACUUCCCCUUUCAGUUAACAACUGAGUUUGGAAGAUAUUCUACAUUUGUUACUGCAAAUUUAUUAUUUAUUAUUUUUAAAUAAACAAACUUGAUUUUUCAUUAA